AUGAAAGACACCUCCGAAGGAUCCUCGAAAGAGGAGACACCCGCGGCGCCUGAAGACGGCGACCGUGGACAGAGUCGCGGCGAAGAGACGACGAAGGAUCGCUCUUCGCCCUUCACCUCAGUCUGGCGCGUCUCCGACGAGUCCGCGUCGGGCCCCCACUGCCGCGAGGGAUCUCUGCACAAGUUGAUUGCCGCCAACAACAUCUCCGGCGUCCGACUCUGGCUGUCGAACCCGAUCUGCAGAGGCAUGAUCAACGACUUGAACCAUGCCGGUGAAACGCCGCUGCACGUCGCCGUCCAGUGCUGUAGCCCGCGGAUCCUCUCUCUCCUGUUGGACCCUCCGGCGCUGCAGAUUUCGCCUUCGUUGCUCGCGUCGUGUUCGCUCCGGCAGCCGCGGCCGCUCGCUGGUGCGACAGACGCGCCGUCUGUGGCUGCUUCGGCGCCUGCGGAGAAUGUCGCAGGCGCCGUCGUUUCGCCACGACCCGCUUGCGAACCCUCUCCAGCUUCGGACGCAGCUGCUACGGCCGAAGCCGCCUGCGCUAAGUUGGCGAUGGCUGCGGCGUCUCGGGUGGAUUUCAGUCUCUCCGUGGACGGCAUUCCUACCCUACACCUGCUCAUUGGACGCACGGCCUUUGGCGGCGCCAGGGGCGAAGACGCCAUGGAGUGUCUGAAACGCAUUUUGCUCCACAUCGGCAGAUACCAGCCUGGCGCAGCGGACAGAUGUCCACGCUGUUCGCCUGCGAAGGCGAGGGCGUGCGGCCGCGACGUCUCCGAGCAAAGUGCCAAGGCGGAGGCGGUCGCGGGUCUCGACUGCUCGGCCCACGCCUCGGAGCCCCUGGCGGGAGGCGAGGACGGCGGCGGUUCGGAUUGGAAGCCUCAGUCGCGCUGCCCGUGUUGUGGCUUACCGGAUGGCGGUGCGCGGCCGGAACGCAGCGAGGCCGGAGAGGCGUGCUGCCCAGCGUUUUUCCCGCCGCCGCGAAACACCCCGGCGGCAGACCGCGUCUUUCUCGACUUGGAGGAAACGGACGUCCAGGGCCGAACGCCUCUCCACCUGGCCUGUUCCUUCGGAGUGGCUGCAGUCGCCGAACUGUUGCUUCACGCAGGCGCCUCGCCCUGGGCUCGGCGGCGCGGCGUGGCGCAGAUGCCCCUCCACUCCGCCAUCGACGCCGACGACCCGGCAUGUUGCCUCCUGCUGCUCCGUCACUCAGUGCCCUGCCGAUUUCUGGUGGACGCCGCGUGCCUCUGCGGCAGUCGCGGCGACCGGCCCGGCGGCUUGGCGUCGGACGCGCGGAGCCACGCGCUGGCUCUGAAGCGCUCUCCAGCCACGAAACUGAUUUUGCAGCUGCUGCGGCGGUGCGUCAGACGGGGCGCGUGGAAGUGCUUCCGGGCUCUGCUGGCGUACCCGAUGGAGCGGGGCCGCGCGCGGUCUCCCCUUGUCGACGCGGCUGCAGGGAACGCGGAAGGCGACGAACCAGCAGUGGCACGCAGACACGCAGCUUCGCCACUUUCCGCGACCAGAGACAGCGCGGCGCCGUGGUGCUCGGCGCUGCAUGCGCUUCUGGAUGACGGCUUCGCGGCAUGGCUUUGCCUCAGAGAAGAGGCGAGGCGAUCAGGUGCGGCGCCGGAGUUGCGGGCGCAGCUCCAGCGGGUUGUCGCGAAGAGCCCCGCGUGCUGCCAGGCUGCCGCUGCGUCUUGGGGGAUGGCUUUGCCGGGAGAUCUCGGCGACGGACCCGCGCGCGCUGUCAAGGACGAGGACGCGAAACACGGAUUGCUUCAGGCGCUCGGUGGGGCCAGCGGCGAGGAAGGGCUUUCGACACGAGGGGAAGGACGCACGAUGGUUGUGACGCAUGCCCUCUGUUUGGAGCACUUGCCACUUCCAGAGCCCGCGGACAUGCCCCUGAAGAGACACAAACUCAUGCAGAGGUUUCCGGAAAACCCAAGCCGACUGGAGGUGGUAACGUCGGCUCGGUCUGGGAUCCUGCGAACGCGCGAGUUUUCUCCUUUGCUCUGGAUGGACGAUCCCAUGCCUGCUUCUCUGUCGGAUAUUUUGAGAGUCCAUUCCAUGUCUUAUAUCGCACGCCUCAAGCUCAGAGUAGAGGACGCGUUCGGUAUCAGCACGCGCCUGCCGUCGCUCAGCCCUCCUUCCGAAACGCUGCGGGUAUCGUCGCCCACUGGGGCCGCGGCCCUCGCAGCGGCGACUGCAGCUCUCGACUCGAAGCUGCAAAAGGAGCAGUACGAACAGCAGAAGCACCAGCAGAUCGAGAACGUUGGCCCCGCGGGCCGGUACAGCUUCGUCUUCGCCGACGGAGACACUCCGGUCACUUGCUUCAGCUGGGCGGCGGCGGUCCACGCGGCUGGCGCGGUGAUCGCUGCAGUCGACGCCGUCUGCGAGGGCAAAUGCCGAAACGCGUUCUGCGCGGUGCGGCCUCCCGGGCAUCAUCUCGGCAACUGGGGCGCUGCCCAAACCGCGUCCAACAAGCUUACGGACGAAGACAUCGCGGCGGGGAGUCAGGGCUUCUGUCUGCUGAACAACGUAGCCAUCGGUGCGGCGUACGCAAAGUACAAUUAUGCCAGAAAAGGAAUACGGCGAAUAGCCGUUGUUGACUUCGACGUUCAUCACGGGAAUGGGACCGAGCAAAUUAUUCGGAAUGUCGGCAUGAAGAUUCGGAAAGUAAAACAACCGAAGGGUGCCGCCCUCCGUCUGUAUCGGCGGGCUGCGGACGAACUCCGAGGCGCGCCUCUGGCGUCGAGCGACCUGAGAGACGCGCCAGCGUCUGGGGAUACAGGGCGCGCAGACCCGUGCGAGAUGGACUCAGGCGCCCCCGACAAAACGGCCGCUCAGGAUUACGUGGGAGAGGGGGGGAAAGUGUCGGGAUUGCCGCAGUCCGUCGGGCCGGUGGACGUUCCCCAGUGGAUGGGGUGGCGAGACGAGCGCGAUGCCGAGGAGCUUUUCUUUGCUUCUAUCCACGCCUUCGAUGGAACUUUCUAUCCGGGAACUGGGGCGGACUGCGAAGACUACAGUUUCGACGGCCACGCACAGGAUCAAAUUGGGGGAGCCUUCGGCGGUUUCGCAGAAGACGAUUUCCGGUUCUUCACGCACGCGCUGGUGCGGUGUGCGGAGCGGACUUGCGAGGGGCGCGUCGUGAGCGUCUUGGAAGGCGGGUACAGCGUCAGUGGAGGCGUGUCCAGCACACUGGCUGCCUCGGUCAAGGAGCAUCUUCGCGGACUCAUGCGGACUUCCUCCGGCGGCCGGCGAGCCGUGGACGCCGUGCGCAGCGAGAGGCCAGAGGCUGCGGCGGAGUCAGCCUCUGGACAAGCCGGUGGCGCGAUUCCUGGAGGAAAGUGCGAUUGGGCAGAUGACGUUGAAGUUGGCGAUGAGGCCGCGAGUGACGUCACCCUGAGCGACGUCGAGGAGAGCUGGCGUCUGUUAGGUGAGGGGAGUCCGAGAGCGAUGGACAGCGCCGACAGCGCCGCUGGUCUUUCGGACGAACGCAGAGAGUGGAAGGGUUCUGGCGACGGCCGGAAAGCCGACGCAUGGAGCUGGCGACGACCGAGAGAACCGAAAGGGUUAAAUGGAAACGAGCCUGCGGACGCGCAGGCGACAGUGGAGAUACCCGCGGACAGCGGCGGCGUACCGGAGAGAGAACGCGGCGGAGAGCAUGCGGCCGACCUGGAGAGGUAUCGGGCUCUUAGCAGGGAAGACAAGUGA
Messenger RNA from Neospora caninum, 3708 nucleotides. Its product is annotated as Histone deacetylase, related. The transcript has 9 exons. The coding region runs from base 1 to 3708 and encodes 1235 amino acids. Gene Ontology annotation, molecular function: protein binding. NCBI's taxonomy places the organism in Eukaryota, Apicomplexa, Conoidasida, Eucoccidiorida, Sarcocystidae. The record is from RefSeq and is a predicted model, not a curated record.